Messenger RNA from Beta vulgaris subsp. vulgaris (sugar beet), 1571 nucleotides. RefSeq lists its product as uncharacterized. Gene Ontology annotation, molecular function: cysteine-type peptidase activity; deNEDDylase activity. Lineage: Eukaryota; Viridiplantae; Streptophyta; Magnoliopsida; Caryophyllales; Amaranthaceae. Bases 32 to 1435 code for a protein of 467 amino acids. Gene Ontology annotation, biological process: proteolysis. The record is from RefSeq and is a predicted model, not a curated record. The transcript is spliced from 8 exons.
ACCAGAUAGAGUGCUCGAUUGGUGGUGUUCCAUGCAUGGGGUUGAUGCAAAGGGACAGAGAGUCAUACCUGAUCCCGGAACAAAACAGAUAGCUAAUGCCAUUAUUGGCUUGAAGGAAAAGGAGGCAGCUGGUGAGUUCACUCCUAGAGGACAAGUUGAUGCCUUACACGAGACUCUAGGACGGGACCAGUAUGGACGUGUGAGGGGCGUAGGAGGUGUCCGCCUCGGGGUGAGAAAGGUGUAUGGUGAUCAAUACACCUCUACGUCCAGAUCCACUACCUCCAGUGUCAAUUCAUCACCUUCCAUAGAUGUGGAGGCUAUGAAAGCCGAACUUCGGGAGGAGCUCAGAGCGGAGAUGACUCAGAAUUUCAACGCCAUUUUGGCGCAGAUGGGCUUACCGACUUUUGGUGCUUUCACGCAGGGCAAUGUUCCUAUGCAGCCUGUUCCUACGCAGCCUGUUCCUACGCAGCCUCGUCCACAAGGAGUUAACGGUAAUUGUUUAAUAUCACAACUAUUACAUUGUGCCGGUUUCGAAGCAUUUCCUCUUCCGCUGCCGAAUGCAGGAGUUGGUCUACAGUUAUUGUCUGAUUCCAUUGGCAGUUAUAUUCUAUGGCCGCGUGCAUUGGUGCGGUUAGCAUAUCAGGGUUCGGGGAAGGCCGACAGGAAGGGAAAGAAGGUAGCUUCACCUCAGGGAGGCCGACGUGCCCAAGUGGGAACGAAUUCUUCGGCAAAGUAUCCACUCAUUACGGAUAUGGAGGUGGUGCAACGCCUUACUAAACCGUGCUUCUGGCUACAUGAGUGCAUUAGCGAUGCAGCCGAUGAAGCAAUGAUUGAGAUUAAGUUGUCGCACCACCAAUUCCACUACAUUGAUGAGGAAACAUCGACCUUCAUUUCUAAGGAUGAUAUUAAAGAAUUCUUACUUGGGGAAGAGUUGAAUGUUUCCAUGAUACAAACAUUCAUGAGGCUAUUAUACAAUGAUGUGAGGCGAUCUAGUCAGCCAAUCUUUGGUUGGUUAUGUCCAAGCUUUGUACGAGAUGACAGUUGCGUACAAAACGAAAAAGAGGUGAAAGUAUAUCUCAAGGAUUCUUUGAACGCAUGUUCUCGUCUUGGAUAUAAGAUCGUUCUUCUUCCUUACAUUGAAUCGAACCAUUGGACACUCAUUGCAAUAUGUGUGUCAAGUAACGAAGUCUACCACUUUGAUUCUUUGCGUAAAGGAACAAUACGGUCCUUACUAGUCAAAUCAUUGUUAAAUAGUGUGAUGAAGAAGAUUACUUCAUCUGGACUUCGACAAGGAAAAGCUCCUGUUUGGUAUUUAGUCGAGUGUCCGGUACAAGAAGGUGGACUUGCGUGUGGGUAUUACGUCAUGAGGUUCAUGCUCGAUAUCGUCAACUAUUGCAAAGAUGUUGUUGAUCUUCGAAAGGUAUGUAACUUUUAGGUUUCCAAUUGUUGUUUGUUGUAUUUCCGGCCUAUUUUAGCCUUUUCGCUCCCAAAAUGUAGUUAUGAUGUGAUUUAACCUCAAAUUCUCUUUGAACAUGAUUAUAUGAGGCAUAUUAUAACUAGUAUGUAGAUUC